GAUAAAGUUGCUUCAUCACAACAUCUACGAAUAAUUUAUGAUAAUGUCAUUUGUAUGAUAUGAUUGGUUAUAUUUCUGAUUCUCUAUUAUUCUUGGAACCAGUCUGUGUUGUGGUAUAUAUCUGAACUCUUACAAAAGAAGACACCAGAUCCUUGGGUUCUUUAGUCUUACAAUGUUCUCCGUAGUGUUUGGACUGUUAUUGAUAGUUGCGGUCAAAUGUCAGGAUGUCGAUGACCCAGACUACUACACGGCUGCUGUACAUGAACACGUAAGGAAAGGUAAUUACAAAACAGAUACGACUGAGGAAUUCAUUGAAAAAAAUUUGGCCGCUUAUGAAAGAGCUGCAACGACAGCUGGUCAACACAAUGUUGACUUACUAGUUUUUCCUGAAUUUGGACUCUUUCCACCAACGGAAAGAGAAGUUAUAAUUGACGAUGCCCAAUACGUUCCCGAUCCGAAAAUUGAACAAUGGAAUCCUUGUUUGGAACCCGACAGGUACAACAAUUCAUAUAUUUUAGCCAAUUUAAGCUGCAUAGCUAAGCAAAAUAACUUGGUUAUUUUGGCUAAUAUUCUGUCGAAAGUUCCUUGCGACAAUUCUACUGAUUGCCCGGAUGAUAAAUUCUACGUUUAUAACACCAAUGUAGCCUUCAAUAGAAGUGGACUAUUAAUAGCACGAUAUAGGAAAACUCAUUUAUAUUUCGAAGAUGGCCUUAACGUCCUUCCAAAACCGGAAUUUAUUGUAUUUUCUACUGAUUUUGCCUUAAUCGGUACUUUUGUUUGCUUCGAUAUUGUAUGGAAAGAAUCAGUUCAAAUGGUUGAAAAAUAUAAACCUGAUGCUGUUAUAUUUUCAACUCUAUGGUUCGAUUUCAAGGAACUAGGAAUGAAUGCUGUUCAAGUGCAACAAUCUUGGGGAAUCGCAAAUAACGUCACCAUUAUAGCAGCUAAUAGGCAACGUCCAGAUUAUGGAUCUUUAGGAAGCGGAAUGUUUUUUGGAGAUACUGGAAUCGGCAAUUACGUUUAUAUCGCAGAUGGUCAAUCCAGACUACUGAUCUCUAAAGUUCCAAAAAGAGGCGUUACACCACCUCAAGAAUUUCCGCCUCCAAUUAUUAUUGAAUUUGGUGAUUUUGCAAUAGGAAAAUCUGAUAAUAAUAUAUCUUCUGGAGUAUGUUCUAGGAAAAUACUAGGAUCCCCAUCAAACUACAAGGAUUUCAGAUGCCAGGAUUAUGACCUCAGUAACUUUACGUUAGUUAAAGUGAAUGCGGAAAAUCACGUGGAAGCUUGUAAUAAUGGACUUUGCUGUAGCGCUAGUUAUAAAGUACAGUUAUCGGACGAAGACUAUUAUCUGGCAGUUUUCAAUGGAACUUAUACAGCUUUCGAAAGAUAUACAUGGUGGAUAGAAGCUUGUUUUUUUGUGCGCUGCGAUUCCUAUAAAGGGAAGGCGUGUUCCACCUUUCCUACAAAAGCUAGCACUGUCUUUGAAGAGCUUAAAAUCGAAGCUAAUUUCACCACUCCAUAUGUCUAUCCCAGUAUUUCUAUUAGCGGCCUACAACUAGCUCCGAAAAAGAAUUGGGUUUACAAGAACCAUAAAUUACAUUUCAAAACAGAAUCUGACAGCCUCUUACUUGCUACUUUAUUCGGAAGAUCUUACGAUAGAGAUCCGGAGUAAUUUUUCCAGCUUUAUUAUUUCUUAUUUUUAUAUAAUAUAUGAAUAUUUUUAUACUUUGAGAAAAAGAGGAUGAUAGAGCUUGUUACGGACUUAGGAGUGGUUCGAGCGCAAUUGUUUUAAAAUUGCUAUUUUCAAAGAAAUUUUUUAAAAUAUCGAAUUAAAACAGCAAAAGAUGUACGUAUUAGAAGGCCAAACUAGUAUUGCAUCAACGUCUCGUUAUAGUCUGCCUACAAAUGAUAAGAUGCACAAGAAAUGACAAAUUAUUUUAGGAAUUGGUUUAAAUAUAAAAAUAUAAUCGCAUUUAACAUUUUACAGACGAUUGAUUUUUUGUCCCGUACUAAGAUUAAUCUUAGACGAAAAUUUUGUGACAUUUGCUAUGGUAAAAUGUUUAAAAUUAUACUCAUUAGACGUAAGGUUUUUGUAUCAAAGUUUUAAGCAAGUACAGUAUUUCAUAAGUACAAGAUAGCUUGAAAAGUUUCCAGAAUUAUGCUGGGUUAGUCAAUUAAAGGCAAUAAAAAAGGGAGCAUGCAAUGCAUGUCUUAGUUAAACAUGCCAGGAAUAGAGAAAUGUGUUGAAACAAAUCCGUACUCGCUGCAAAGAUGACAACAGUUACUGUUCACUGAUGGUCGUGUUAGUGAAACGACGUGGACAGAGUGUCGCGGAAAUGUCUGUGAAAGAUCUAUGUGCAAAUAUCAAAUUUAUGUGUUAUAGAGAAAACCCUCUGAGACCUUGAAGAUACUUCAGUAUGCCUACGUUGAAUCUGCCACGAAGCAUUCUCAAGUUUAUGACUGGCAAAAACGCUUUCGUGAGGGACGAGAACGUAUUGCUGAUGACUUGUGAAGUGGUCGUCCGUCGACGUCAAUGUCAGAGGAGAAAGUGUUGAUGUACUCGAGAUUGUGAGGUCAGACAGAUAGCAGUCAAUUGAGCAGAUCGCUAAGAGAGCGGGAAAUUCGGUUGGAAGUUGCUAUUCCAUCCUGCAUGAUCUCGCAAGAUGGAAUUGAACAUGCACCGACCGUGUUUACCCACACAUAGUGUCACGAAUGCUCACGGCGAAUCUAAUGCGAUUUCUUCCUCUUCUCCCAGUUGAAAGAUGCCAUCAAGGGACGCCACUUCAAGAAUGCGGAUGAGGUUAUACAGAGUGCGACAUCUGCGUUGCAGGGCUGUCGCGAGACGACUUCCAAGAAUGUUUUUCAGCUAUAUCAGCAUUGGCAAAAGUGUGUGGUUACCAAUGUGGUUACUUUAAAAGACACGUUGCUUGAUUUCUCAAUUGCACACAUACUUUUGAGUAAAAAUAAAUUCCGGAAACUUUUUGAAGCUACCUUGUAAAUAUAUAUUAUUCAAUUAUUUGUAUACUGUAUUAUAAGUUAUAAGAAUUUCUGGACAAUAUAAAAAU
This is a messenger RNA of Centruroides sculpturatus (bark scorpion), 3059 nucleotides long. Its product is annotated as biotinidase-like. Lineage: Eukaryota; Metazoa; Arthropoda; Arachnida; Scorpiones; Buthidae. Bases 173 to 1666 code for a protein of 497 amino acids. The record is from RefSeq and is a predicted model, not a curated record. The transcript is spliced from 3 exons.